AUGAACUGCCUCCUUCAAGGGACACCCCUUCUUCCCCAUGCCGAUCUCCUGGCCCACCAUAAUCGUCUUGCCAUGCUCUCGCCUCCCCUUGUAUUCCUCAAAUAUCCCAGUACACCUCCCCGCCGAAUCGAACGAGUCUCCAUUGUCUUGCAUCCCACUUAUACCCUUCAUGCCGUAGCUUGCGGCGACGUUCUCACCAAGAAGAAGCUUGAUCCUCAUCGCAACCGCUGUCGCGGCGCUACCUUCACCUGCAUUGAUUGUAUGGUGUAUUUCCCUGGCGUUCAAUACCGAUCACAUACCAGUUGUAUGACCGAGGACCAGAAGUAUCAAGGCGCGCUCUAUAAGGACAAGAAGAACAAGAAACAGAAACACAGCCACCCCAACGAUAACCAGCAACACUACACCCAAGACCAAACCAUGGCUGAAGUUCAAGCUCUCCCCAACAACACUGGCAACAUGAGCCACUACGCCUACGUUGAAGACGUCCCUGAGGAUCAGUUCGGCUGGGCCGAGUAUGAGGAAAGCAGUGAUGAUGAAUCGCCAAACGGCCCGCCACCAGAGGCUCCCACACCUCCUUCUGCUGCCCCGGAGCCACAUGUCGAUGUAUUUGAAUUCCUCGUUGGAACUGGACAAACACCCAAUGCUUCCAACAUGAAUCUCGACGCGGAGCCAGGCAACUCAUUGGUACGAUACGAACCCAAGGACAAGAGCGACGAAUACGGCUUCAUGGAUGACGACGAUGAGCCCACAGUCGAAUAUGGAAGUGGCCCCGUGCCUGCCGCCGAAUUUGUUACACCCGCUUCAAAAUCCGAAAGACGCAAAAGCCGGACCAGCACCGAGAAGAAGGACAAGAAGCGCAAGCGAUUACAUAUCGAUGUUCCCAGCGACCAGGUUAUGACGGAUGCCCCACCGGUUCUCCACUCAGGACUCACUGGCGGCAUCAACCGUAUGAUGCGUCCGGUAUUCCCCCCUUCCCCUGAUUACUCCGGUGGUGACGCUCCGGAAGUCUCACCAGCGAGCCCUCUGAAGAAGUCAAAGCACUCCAAACAUUCUAAGCACUCUAAGCACGCCUCUACUGGUCACAGCCUCUUUGGCAUGAUUGCUGGCAGCAAGCCCAAGUCCAAGUCCAAGACUAAGACCAAGUCAUCAAGCAAGGCCAAGAAGAGCUCUUCCUCUUCCAAGAAAUCCCAUAAAGAGAAGAAGCCUCAGCAGCUCAUCGAGUAUCGCCCUCAGAGCAAAGAUGGCAAAACAGACCCCAGCGCUGGACAAGUGGUCCUCUACAAGCCCCGAGCCGAUGUCUUCCUCAGCUUCGUAGACAAGGGUCCUGAGAGUGAGAAAGGCGUCAGCUUAAACAGGGUUCUCAAGCGUUUCCACCGCGAACGUGAGGCUACUGGCAGCGAGCUGGGUAAGGGCAAGGAAGAGAAAGAACUCUGGAGAUCCCUCCGACUUCGACAGAAUGAACAAGGCGAGAUUGUCUUGUUCUCUGUUGAGUGA
Molecule: messenger RNA, 1494 nt
Organism: Fusarium subglutinans
Lineage: Eukaryota; Fungi; Ascomycota; Sordariomycetes; Hypocreales; Nectriaceae
Product: cell growth regulating nucleolar LYAR
Exons: 3
Coding region: 1-1494 (497 amino acids)
Biological process (GO): negative regulation of transcription by RNA polymerase II; rRNA processing
Cellular component (GO): nucleolus
Molecular function (GO): DNA binding
Source: RefSeq, a predicted model, not a curated record